AUGCAGGAGGAGGAUAAGGUGUGCAGAGUGGCCUGUCACUGUUUGGGUACUGGGGUGAAAAGCCUAAUAGGCUCGCCAGGCUACCUGGCCACUCAAACUGCCUCUUUGUUCUCCAGCUUCUUGCUGUGGAAGUUCUCAAGGGCAUUCGGCUCCUGCAAUCCAUCAAUGGUCCAGCAUCAAUAUAAUAAGGGGGACCCAGAUGAUACAAUACAGCUUCUCAGUGUGGCCAUGGAAGUUACAAAGGACACUUGGCUCCUGCAAUUCAUCAAUGGUCCAGCAUCUGUUUGUUGGGGAGUCCCAGGUGAUACAACACAGCUUCUCUCUGUAGCUGUGGAAGUUCUAAAGGACACUUGGUUCCUCCAAUCCAUCAAUGGUCCAGCAUCAGUUUAUUGGAGGGUCCCAGCUGAUACAAGAGCACCAUCAGACCGAUCCUUCCGGGAAGUGCUGCUGGGUGAAAUCUCGGCAAUAGGACCACUUCAACGAUAUCAUAACUGCCGGGAGAACCGCCGUUUCCGGAGACUGAAGCGUUCGGCGACGGAUGAGGAACUCGGAGGGCGAGACGGGGACCCCGACUCCCGAAGCUCACCAACGGGCAUUUGUUUCCCGAGGCCGGUCUCCUCGGGUUUUGGUCGGGAGGGGCGGAGGAUGUCCAGUGACAACCGAUCGGCGUCGGUGGACCGACGCUCCGGCCUCGUCCAUCGGGCCUCCGGAGGCUUCGGCCGUAUCCCCGCCAUCUCCCCAUCUCACCGCCACGAGGAAGCCCCGGACCCCGAGCCCGCCGACGUGCCCGGAGACGUCAGUGUCCGGUGAUUUUAGAUGCGGUCUUCGCCCGUGGAGAGAACCAGUCCCUCCUUGUCAUCGUUCUCCUCAUCCUUUUCCGCGUCCUCUCGGUCAUCGUGUCUGUCCUCCUCUUGCUCCUCCUCCUCCUCGUGGUUCUCCUUGUCGACCUCCUCCUUGGCAUUUUUCCUCCUCCUGCUUGACGUGUUUUCUCAACCUCCUCGUUGCAUAUUUCGUUCUCUUCUCCUCGCCAUCCUCCUCCUCCUCCUCCUCCCUGUCCUCUUUCUCGUCGUCCCGCUUGUCCUUGCAGUUGUCUU
Messenger RNA from Tachyglossus aculeatus (Australian echidna), 1094 nucleotides. RefSeq lists its product as uncharacterized. NCBI's taxonomy places the organism in Eukaryota, Metazoa, Chordata, Mammalia, Monotremata, Tachyglossidae. The record is from RefSeq and is a predicted model, not a curated record. The transcript is spliced from 10 exons. Bases 1 to 810 code for a protein of 269 amino acids.